AUGGAGUCAACUAACAAGCCCUCAGAGAGGACGUUCACUUCUUUUACCAGUGCUCAAGCGACGGCUUACGCAUCAGCUCGACCAGCAUACUCACCUGCUCUUUACGACGUUGUGUUCUCCUAUCAUGCUGCCACAGGAGGGCAAUUCGGGACGCUGUUAGAUGUAGGUUGUGGUCCUGGGAACGCUACUAGAGACCUGGCACGUCACUUCGAGGACGCGGUAGGCUGUGAUGCUGGAGAAGGUAUGGCCGAGGCUGCGAAUAAAUUGGGUGGGAAGUGUAAGAGUGGAAGAGAUGUACGAUUCGAUGUCUCAAGUGCAGAGGAGUUUUCAAAGUUGGAAAGUGUGAGGGAAGGUGUUGAUAUGUUGACAGUUGCUAUGGCAGUAAGUGAAAGCGUCGAAUUCGUGGUUCCCUUCUGGGCAGAAGCCGCCAAAGUUGUUAAGCCCGGAGGGACAGUUGCAAUUUGGACUCGAGUUUCUGGAUUUCCACACCCUAAGAUGGAAAAGGCUACCGAAAUAAAUGAAAUCGUGUUCCGAUUCGAACGUGAUAUACUCCUGCCCUAUGAACUUCCUGGCAAUCGGAUGUCAAGAGAAUUGUACGCUAACAUACCUCUGCCUUGGCAAGUAGAUCCGAUAGUCUCGUCCUUCUUAGAGUCAGACUUUAUUAGGCACGAGUACGAUAAAGACGGGGUGCUUUCCAAUGGGGAGAGCUUCUUCGGCGGGGAUUACACUGCCAACUUAAGGCAGAUUGAGAAGGGUUUGGCUACUUCGAGUAUGGUCAUAAGAUGGCGAGAGGCUCACCCAGGUUUGGCUGGAACCGAAAAAGACUGUUUGAGGGUUUUCAUCGAGGAGUUGAGAGAGGUGCUGGGUGGGAAAGACGAGAUUGUCUCGGGCAGUGCGACUGUGAUUUUGUUGUUCAAGAAGACGUGA
This is a messenger RNA of Glarea lozoyensis ATCC 20868, 927 nucleotides long. RefSeq names its product S-adenosyl-L-methionine-dependent methyltransferase. The transcript is spliced from 6 exons. The record is from RefSeq and is a predicted model, not a curated record. Gene Ontology annotation, molecular function: S-adenosylmethionine-dependent methyltransferase activity. Bases 1 to 927 code for a protein of 308 amino acids. NCBI's taxonomy places the organism in Eukaryota, Fungi, Ascomycota, Leotiomycetes, Helotiales, Helotiaceae.